AUCAUAAAACCUGCAAUUAAAACAGCACACAUUUUAGCCAUUCAGAGGGGUCAAGGUGUACAUUCAGCACUUCCUUACUGAGAAAUCAGAUCUGCCAUUAUAUUGCAACAAUUCCAAAGAUAUAUCAGAAUAUUACCCAGAUCCAUAGAGCUGAACUUAGAAAAAGAAAAAUUAGAUACUGCAAGCACAGUGUUCUGUGGACAUAUGCUCUGAUGUACAUUUGUAAAUAUCCUGCUACGGACAACUCAAAUUCAAAACCCUGUUUAUUUGAUAAGCGAAAAGCAGAUGCUAUUGAUGGAAACAUCUUAAAAUCCUUCUUAAAAACAAUCAAACCAUUUAAAAAAUGCAUGAUGGCUAAUUGUGGCGUGAGCUCAGGAAACAGGAGAUGUAAUAAUUAAUGAUUAAGGUUUAAUAGGGUGGAUUAGAAUCACACUUCCUGCCAAUUACAAUCCCAGUGGCAGAGUGGAAAAUGGCCCUCAUUAGUAGACAAAAACAAACCAACCAGGAAUGGGUCACGGGCAUUAAUCAGCCGACAGGCGGCCUAUAAACAGCCUCCAUCUGCAGGGGGCUUUGCGUUACUGCAAUCAGCAUUUGCUCAAACAUCCUCAGGUCUCCUAACUAAGCAGGGAAGGGUUACGCCUCCUUCUCUGCUAAUGUAACCCCUGGCUGGACCUGGUAGAGUGCUAUGGGAGCUGGAACAGCACAGAGAAAGGCAGGAGCGGCUCUCCUCACCCGAGGAAGAAGAGGAAGGCAGCACGGGCAGGAGCGGCUCUCCUCACCCAAGGAAGAGGAAGGGGAGGCAGCGCGGGCAGGACUGAGGGACUCUAGCUGACUGAGGAUGCCCUCAGCUGCCCUCUUGUACGCGGCUGCCAUGAUCUGCACCACUGUGGCCUCUGUGUGCGGAAACAUCACCCUGCUCCUGGUGCUGGCCCUUAACCAGGGGCUUCGCACAGAGACAUGGGCCCUCACGCUCAGCGUCUGCCUCAGUGACCUGGCUCUGGGGCUUUGCACCGUGCCCUUCGGGGUGCACAACAGCCUGCUGGGGGUGUGGGGCGGAGCAGGGGGUAGCAGCGGUGAAGAGGGCAGGUACGCGGGGGACGGCCCGCUCUGCUGGGCUGCCGGCUUCUCCUUCGUGCUGUUCCAGCUAGCCUCCCUGCACUCCCUCACCUGGGCCACCGUCGACAAGUUCACAGAGAUCUGCUUUGCGCUGCAGUACCCGCGCCUCUUCACCAAGAGCAGGAGCCGCGGCAGUCUCGCCCUACUCUGGCUCUACUCGCUGCUCAGCGCCACCCUGCCGCUGCUGGGAUGCGGCUCGUACCGCUACAGCGCUGGCAGGUUCAUCUGCGCACCCAGUUUCCCUUCCUCCGGCACAGGCCUCAGCCUGCUGUUCCUGGGCGUAGGUGUUAUCGCUCCCAUCCUGGUCAUCUGCUCCCUGUACACCUACCUGGUUUACAUCGCCAGGAGCCAAGCCCUGCGGGGGACGUUCAUCUGCAAUGAACAGCACUGCCACUACGUGCCGGCAAAGAACUAUUUCAGGAGCUCCAUGGUUAUGACCACAACCUUGGCCUGUCUCCUAGUAUGCUGGCUGCCCUACAUCAUCACCUGCUUCUACGAGGUCUUCACCAGCCGAGAGAGCCCCGUGUGGGCCAACGCCCUGGCAACCUGGCUGGUUCUGCUCACCUCUGCUUUAAACCCCUGGAUCAACUGCAUGACACAGAAGUAGGUCCAAUAUACAGAAACAAACACACAAAGAAAUGAACGGCUAGAAAGCAAACAGUUAUGUGCAGAAUCAAAUAUAAGUCAGUGAAAUUUUUUGACCAAUACAAUAAACUUAUUUUGAGGCGUUUACAGUCCAUAAAAAAAAAAAAUGGUCACAAGACUGCUGAACUAGUCUAUUUCUCCUAUAUCAUAUUCCCAGAAAACAGUCACAAUAAAAGUGUCAAGGUAAUGUACAGCUGAGGAAAAACUUAAGAGACACACUAUAUUUUUAAACAAAUCUGCAUUUUUAAAUCCAGGUUUAAUCGUGGUUCUGCUGGCAGAAGGCUACGCUGAGUAGCAGGAUGCUUCAAGCAGAGCUGGGCGAUUUGGCCUAAAAAUUUUAAAUUUUCAAUUUUAAUUGAUUC
Molecule: messenger RNA, 2123 nt
Organism: Paramormyrops kingsleyae
Lineage: Eukaryota; Metazoa; Chordata; Actinopteri; Osteoglossiformes; Mormyridae
Product: adenosine receptor A3
Biological process (GO): G protein-coupled receptor signaling pathway
Cellular component (GO): membrane
Molecular function (GO): G protein-coupled receptor activity
Source: RefSeq, a predicted model, not a curated record